Molecule: messenger RNA, 1067 nt
Organism: Panicum virgatum (switchgrass)
Lineage: Eukaryota; Viridiplantae; Streptophyta; Magnoliopsida; Poales; Poaceae
Product: protein AUXIN-REGULATED GENE INVOLVED IN ORGAN SIZE-like
Exons: 2
Coding region: 536-889 (117 amino acids)
Biological process (GO): positive regulation of organ growth
Source: RefSeq, a predicted model, not a curated record
UUUUCAAAACCAAAACCGGCGUCCCGAGUCCACAGAUAGAAACGCCGGCUUCACAUCGCCGAUCGAUUCCCGCGCCCCCACCCCACGUCGCCGAAAAGCUUGUCUCGCUCAUCCGCACAAUUAAGCCACCGCUCGCUGGUUUGUUAGUUGUUCUUGCACAACUCUCUGUCUGUCUCUGCUGCCGUCCUUCCUGGUCAAAUUUAUCCGUCCCCUCCGUCCUCGGCUGGCGCCUUUUCGAAAUUCCGGCGGGCUGCCGUCCUCCGCUUGCGUUCUUGCCCAGUUGCCCGUCCAGGUCCAGGGCGGUGGUAUUAAUCCCGAGAUCCAGUCGUCCCUCGCUUGGGAAAUCAAGAAAGGGGAGGAGGCGGCAGCGGCAGAAGAGGCUCAAGAGCAGAGAUAUUGUUGCUGCGAACAUCAGAGCACUAGGAAAUCCUUUUGAGAAGAUUGGCAUCUGGCAACCUUCAGAAAACCAAGCUCAGAUUUAUCUCAGUCCUGACAACGAACUCGUCUGCUCACUGAGCGCGCAUUACAUAUUUACAUGCUGGUUGCGGCGUCGCUCAUGGCGACGGAGACGACGGACCAUCUCGCCAGAGGCCAGCAGCCGGCGAGGCGGCAGCAGGGAGGGAGGCCCGCCGUCGGCGUCGCCGCGGCAGCCAAGCAGGGGCAGCGACAGAACGUGCCGACGCCGGCGGCGGGCGCGCUUAGCGCGGAGGCGUUGCUGGUGCUGGCGUGCGUGGCCGUGUCGCUCAUCGUGCUGCCGCUGGUCCUGCCGCCGCUGCCGCCCCCGCCGCCGCUGCUGCUGCUGGUGCCCGUGUGCCUGCUCCUGCUCCUCGCCGCGCUGGCCACCUUCGUGCCGUCGGAUGUCAGGACCAUGGCAUCCUCCUACUUGUAGUUGUAUACUUGUAUUGUAAGAAAAAAAAACUGCAAUUCUUUUUGUUCCGGCCUUUUUUUGGGUCUUUCUGUGUAUGGCGUAAAAUGAGUUAGGUAAAUGGAAAUUUUCUUUUCUUUUUUCUGAAAUGGGAAAUGAGGUCGAGCAAGAAUGCCACACUUGUGGGGGCCUUUCUGCGUUC